ACUCCUGGCGGCUGGGCGAGCCCGGCGUCUGCUGCAGCGGCCGCGGUGGCAGAAGAGGCCUGAGAAGACUCGGCGGCAGCGGCGAGACACACAGCAGGAUCUUCAGCAGAGGCAGCAACAGCAGCAGCAGCAGCAGAAGCAGAGGCAGCCUCCACGAAUCCCCUGUCUCACAACGCCGAACACCCUGCCAAACGAGCCGCCCACCCCGCCGUCCUCGGCGCAGCCUGACCUGGCCGGCUCUGCCGCCCGCCGCCAGCCCCGGCAGCGCCCCCAGUCGUCCUCCGACUGGUCCUCGGCCUUCAGCUCUAGCCGCAGUAGCAGCCGCAACGCCACCCGCAGUCGCAGUGCCAGCCGUAGGCACAGCCACCGGCGCAAGCCCAGCCCCGGCUCCAGUUCUUGCUGCGGCUUCUCCAGGCACGGACCUUGCGCCGACGCCCUGGAGGUUGGGAUGCUCUUGUCCAAAAUCAACUCGCUUGCCCACCUGCGCACCGCGCCCUGCAACGACCUGCACGCCACCAAGCUGGCGCCGGGCAAGGAUAAGGAGCCCCUAGAGUCGCAGUAUCAGGUGGGCCCACUGUUGGGCAGCGGCGGCUUCGGCUCGGUCUACUCCGGCAUCCGCGUCUCAGACAACUUGCCGGUGGCCAUCAAGCACGUGGAGAAGGACCGGAUUUCCGACUGGGGAGAGCUGCCCAAUGGCACCCGAGUCCCCAUGGAAGUGCUCCUGCUGAAGAAGGUGAGCUCGGGCUUCUCGGGCGUCAUCAGGCUCCUGGACUGGUUCGAGAGGCCCGACAGUUUCGUCCUGAUCCUGGAGAGGCCGGAGCCGGUGCAGGACCUCUUCGACUUCAUCACGGAGCGGGGAGCCCUGCAGGAAGAGCUGGCCCGCAGCUUCUUCUGGCAGGUGCUGGAGGCCGUGCGGCACUGCCACAACUGCGGGGUGCUCCACCGCGACAUCAAGGACGAGAACAUCCUCAUCGACCUCAGCCGCGGCGAGCUCAAGCUCAUCGACUUCGGGUCGGGGGCGCUGCUCAAGGACACGGUCUACACGGACUUCGAUGGGACCCGAGUGUAUAGUCCUCCGGAGUGGAUUCGCUACCAUCGCUACCAUGGCAGGUCGGCAGCGGUCUGGUCCCUGGGGAUCUUGCUGUAUGAUAUGGUCUGUGGAGAUAUUCCAUUUGAGCACGACGAGGAAAUCAUCAGGGGCCAAGUUUUCUUCAGGCAGAGGGUCUCAUCAGAAUGUCAGCAUCUCAUUAAAUGGUGCUUGGCCCUGAGACCAUCAGAUCGCCCAACCUUCGAAGAAAUCCAGAACCACCCUUGGAUGCAGGACGUCCUGCUGCCCCAGGAAACAGCUGAGAUCCAUCUCCACAGUCUGUUGCCAGAACCCAGCAAAUAGCAGCUUUCUGGCAAGUCCUCCCCUCCCUGUCAGAACCUGGAGGGAGGGGAAGCUUCUGGCUCCAGCUUCCCAAGUACCAGUGACUCUUAUUACCAAGCAGGACAGUGCUUGAUACAGGAACAACAUUUACUACUCAUUCCAGACCCCAGGCCCCUGGAGGCUGCCUUGCGACGUGAGGGAGAAGACACUUCACUCCGGGCCUAGGCCUCAACUCCCAUAGAUGCUCUCUUAAAGGUGUCCAGCACCACUGGACUUGUGCAAAAUCCCGGGGUGGGGGGUGGGGGGUGGGCUGAGAACCCUGCCUUUGGAGCUGUUCCCUUCAUCAUGCAUUCUGCUGAAUGCCGCAACGGAUCGGGUAGUGGGGAAACAGGUUGGGGUGGGAUAUAGGACUAGCAUCAUUUUACGUCCCUGUCACCUCUUCCGACUCUUCUGAGUGCCUUCUGUGGGGACUCCGGCUGUGCUGGGAGAAAUACUUGAACUUGCCUCUUUUACCUGCUGCUUCUCCAAAAAUCUGCCUGGGUUUGGUUCCCUCUUUUUCUUGCCCCCACUCCCCCCACUCCCAACCCCCCAUCCUUCAUUUGAAAGGUGCCAUGGAAGAGGCUACAGGGCCAAAAUGCUGAGCCACCUGCCCUUUUUUUCUGCCUCCUUUAGUAAAACUCUGAGUGAACUGGUCUUCCUUUUUGGUUUUUUAACUAUUUUCAAAGCCAAGACCUCAUACACACAAAAAUGCACAAACAAUGCAAAUCAACAGACAAGCUGUAAAUGUGUGUACAGUUGGCAUGGUAAUGUACAAAGGAUUGUAGUUGAUCUAAUUUUUUUUUUUCCUUUUAAGUUAUUUUACCUCUUUUUUUUUGUUUUGGAAAGAUGCGCAUUCUCUAACCUGGAGGUCAUUGUUAUGUAUUUAUUUAUUUAUUUAUUUGGUUCCCUUCUUCUCCUGAGCUUCCACAGCUGCUGCCCUAGUUUUCUUUACUCCUUUCCUGUUCUGACUUGGGGACCUUCUGGGGGAGGGCUGCGACGCUUGCCUCUGUUUGUGGGGUGACGGCACUCAGGCGAGUUGGCUGUGCUGCAGCUCCCUGCCUGCCGUGGGCCCCUCCACCCACUUACCCAAGUGGCUUCUGUGGGUGCUGGGGAGGGGGCGUUGCUGACUUGUGUAUAUAGGAUAGAUCUAUGAAAGCAGUUCUGGAUGGCGUGCCUUCUGGGGCCUCUCUGGGGCUGUGUUUUGAGCAGCAUGUAGCCUGCUGGUUUUAUCUGAGUGAAAUACUGUACAGGGGAAUAAAAGAGAUCUUAUUUUUUUUUUUUAUACUUGGCGUUUUUUGAAUAAAAAUCUUUUGUCUUAAA
Messenger RNA from Elephantulus edwardii (Cape elephant shrew), 2728 nucleotides. It is a transcript of the gene PIM1, whose product is annotated as pim-1 oncogene. Gene Ontology annotation, cellular component: cytoplasm. NCBI's taxonomy places the organism in Eukaryota, Metazoa, Chordata, Mammalia, Macroscelidea, Macroscelididae. Bases 449 to 1390 code for a protein of 313 amino acids. Gene Ontology annotation, molecular function: ATP binding; protein serine/threonine kinase activity. The transcript is spliced from 6 exons. The record is from RefSeq and is a predicted model, not a curated record. Gene Ontology annotation, biological process: negative regulation of apoptotic process; protein autophosphorylation.